AUGCUCUUCCAAACAAUUUUGAUCACCCGGGUCAGCAGCCAGCGGCUAAAGAACGAGAAUCCACGAUAUGUGCAGCGGCUGCUGCCGGAGUUGGUCUCAUCCCGCAUUCUGAAGGAUUGUUGGACGCAAUCCAGAGCAUUCCAGAACGAUAUCCAAGCCUCGCAACAGCUACACUUUUCUUCUUCUGCCCUGGAGCCAUUUUUCAACGCGGCUGCAUCCCAGUUUGUCCUCGGCCAGAAUGUGUCACUUCCUCUGUGGAUGUCUCUCCUCCCUGUUGUCCUUGGUGUUUCCCUGGCAUCCGUGACUGAGUUGUCCUUUAACUGGACUGGCUUCCUUACUGCAAUGACCUCUAACAUUGCCUUCACUUACAGAAAUGUUUUUUCCAAGAAAGCAAUGGUUGGAAUGGACAGCACAAAUCUCUACGCUUACAUUUCCAUCCUCUCCCUUCUCUAUUGCAUCCCUCCUGCCAUUCUGAUGGAAGGCCCCAAGCUCCUUGCUGGGGGGUUCACAGAUGCAAUCGCCAAAGUUGGCAUGACCAAAUUUCUGAGUGACCUGUUCUGGGUCGGAGUGUUCUAUCACUUGUACAAUCAGCUUGCAACUAACACCCUUGAGCGUGUCUCACCACUUACCCAUGCUGUGGGAAUGUCCUCAAGCGUGUCUUUGUUAUAG
This is a messenger RNA of Closterium sp. Naga37s-1, 669 nucleotides long. The record is from the annotation of a GenBank genome assembly. NCBI's taxonomy places the organism in Eukaryota, Viridiplantae, Streptophyta, Zygnematophyceae, Desmidiales, Closteriaceae.